Poecilia latipinna (sailfin molly) is the source of this 1369-nucleotide messenger RNA. Its product is annotated as C-type lectin domain family 12 member B-like. Lineage: Eukaryota; Metazoa; Chordata; Actinopteri; Cyprinodontiformes; Poeciliidae. The transcript is spliced from 6 exons. Bases 91 to 813 code for a protein of 240 amino acids. The record is from RefSeq and is a predicted model, not a curated record.
UUUCCUCAGACUGGGCCGGGUGAGCGGAUUAUCCGGUCCGAUGGAAACGUUCUGGUUUUUGAUGUUUAAGUUUUUUCUGACUCGGCGGUGAUGAUGAAUGGAGCCUUGGAUUUCCACAACAUCCAUAAACCUCCAAAAGGUGAAGAAGAGUCAGACUCUCGUUUCGGGUCGUUGUGUUUGGGGAUCGUUUCUGCCCUUCUGACGGCCAGCAUCAUCAUCAUCAUCCGCAUGAGCGGCGUUCUGUACAGACAGGAAGUGAACCUCAGUGAGAUGAAGAUGAAGAUGGAAAUCCUGGAGAAUCGGGCCGAGAUUCUCCUCAGAGACAGAAACGACCUCAACUGGAUGCUGGGAGUCAUCCUGACCUUUGACCUGUUCCCAGUCAGAGAUUUCUGUCGUGAAAACAGGUGCCAGCCGUGCAGGCGAGGCUGGACUCUGUUCCAGCACAGGUGCUAUUUGUUUCAUGAAGACGGCUGGUUUACCUGGCAGGAAGCUCGGCAGCUGUGCCAGGACCGCCAUGCAGACCUGGUGGUUAUCGAUAAUCUGGAAGAACCGGAGUUUAUCAGUAAUCGAACAGACUUCUACUUUGAUAAAAAUCACGGAUACUGGCUGGGACUGAACCAGACGGGCAGCAGCUGGGUCUGGGUUGAUGGACGGGUCGAUACUCUGGGGUUCUGGAUGCAGAAACCAUUUUCCUUUCCUGGGAAAAAUGCGCUGCUGGUUCCCAACAGGAAUCCCACAACCAGCUGGGCCAAAGCCGACUCCGAAUUUAAAAACAGAUUCAUCUGCGAGGGAAAAGCUCUAACAAGGUCAUAGCAGCUUCAACAAAACAGGAUUUUCACCACUUUUGAUUUAAAAACCAAGCAGAAACUUCCUGUUUGGCCUCAGUUUACUUGUUCUGCUUGUUUUUUUUAAUUUUAAUUAAAUAAAUUAAAGAAAAUUAUUUCCUCAGAGUUUUGUUCAGCCUGUACUGGAGGUCAAAAGGUUUGUGACGCUGUUUCUGUUUUAUUUGGAUUUGGUGUCACUUAAAAAAGAAACUAAGUUUAAAUUUAGGUUCUUUUGCUUAUUUUAAACAGAAAUUAAUCUUUUUGUAACACAGAGGAAACUUAAUCUGUGGCAGCUUUUCCUUUACAAAUGUGUGUAAAUCAGUUUAUGUUCUGUAAAUGUUGAAAACAGUUUUGUAAUCGUUUCUGUGUUUCCUCUGUCAUGACCUGUAGAGGUUUGACUUCUGGUAAAACUCGACUUCUUGAUGAAACAUGUUGGGACAUGAUGCCUGAUGAACACAUGAAUUCACUGGACCGGCCUGUUUUAAAUCUCCACAUAAUGGGCUCAAAAAACAUUAUUUCACAAAUAAAUCAUGUUUUAACCUACA